Messenger RNA from Closterium sp. Naga37s-1, 861 nucleotides. The record is from the annotation of a GenBank genome assembly. NCBI's taxonomy places the organism in Eukaryota, Viridiplantae, Streptophyta, Zygnematophyceae, Desmidiales, Closteriaceae.
AUGCACGGGGUCUUACCUGCAGGGGUCGACUUCCAGAGGCGCUCAAGGCGGCUGUGGGCGACCCGCCCAUUGCCUUGCCACCCCCUCUUUCCCCCAUGCCCCCCCGCCCCCUUUCGCUCCCCUCCUCUCCUCUCGUGCACGGGGCCUUCAGGGGUUGACUCUCAGAGGCGCUCAAGGCAGCCGUAUGAGCAUGAUGGUGCGCUUGUCACCCUCACCCCCUUCGUCUGCCUUCCGGGUCCCCCCUCCCCCCUCCUCCCGGGCGCAUGGGGCCUUCAGGCUUCAGGGGUCAAUUCCCAGAACAUUAUGGUGCACUUUUCCUUCCCCCCAACCUCUUUUGUCCCCCUUCCCGGUCCCCCCUCCCCCCUCCUCCCGGGCGCAUGGGGCCUUCAGGGGUCGAAUCUAAGAGCCGCUCCAGGCAACUGGUCGAGUCCCAGAGGCGCUGCAGGCGACCGUGAGCAACCCACCCAUGGCGGGAUGUGCAUGACUGCUCUCACGCAUGGCUGUCGUGGUGCACUUAUUCCUACUCGCCCCUCCACCCCUCUUCCACCCCCUUACCCCUUUCCUCUCCCCCUCCCCGCGUGCACGGGGCCUGCCCUGCAGGGGUCGAGUGCCGGAGCCUGCAGGGGCCUGCCCUUGCUGGGGCCGUGUCCAGAGGCGCUCGAGGCGGCUGUGGGCGUGAUGGCCUGCUCUGCACUGCAGGGGUCGUGUCUAGAGGUGACUUUUGAGUCGACUCAAAAGUCACCUCGCAGGGGUCGAGUGCCAGAGGCGCUCAAGGCGGCUGUGAGCGUGAUGGUGCACUUGUCCCCCACCUUCCUCCCCCCUCACCUCUCGCCCCCCUUGUUAAAACUGAGAGUGUGGUAG